Molecule: messenger RNA, 1531 nt
Organism: Meloidogyne enterolobii
Lineage: Eukaryota; Metazoa; Nematoda; Chromadorea; Rhabditida; Meloidogynidae
Source: the annotation of a GenBank genome assembly
UUUCCUCUAAAUAAUUUACAAAAUCCCCCACCUGAACUAACACGUAAAAUUAUGCUUAAUAUCCUCCUUAUCUUCUUCUCCCUACAAUUCGCUUUAAUCGCUUCCUUCGAAUCUUCUGAGAUACUAAACAUAAUAGGUAACGUGUUUGACGGCAAAUUAAACGAGGAAGAAGUUAAGAAACUCGCUGAAGAAAUUUCUUUAAUAAAAGAGGUUUAUGAUGUUGAGAUAAAUGAAGAACAAAUUAGGAAGAUCGCUGGAGAUAUUGCACAAAUUAAUGAGCAAAAUGGGGGAUAUUGGAAAGCAAAAGUAAAUUAUUACUCCCUUUUACCGGAAAAUGAGCAAAAGAGAAUUUGUGGAGUACAAAAUAGUGGAAGAGGCAAAAAUGGGGGCGGAAAACCGGAAUUUCCUAUACUCGAAAAGUUGGCUAACAACGAUGAUUGUGAAACUGAAAUUGAAUUCGAUGCUCGAGAACAAUGGCCAGAUUGCUACUCCUUCAUCAACUAUAUUCAAAAUCAGGGUAGAUGUGGCAGCUGUUGGGCUGUGUCGACAGCUUCUGCUUACACUGAUCGUAGUUGUAUUCAACGUUUAAUAAAUGGGUUGAGUACGUCCAUUGAUGAUCCUUCCCUCCAUUUUUCUUCAACUGACGUGAUGAGCUGUUCGAUUGAUUAUGAUGGUUGUGAAGGUGGAUGGCCUUCUAAAGCAUGGCAAUGGAUACAGAGCAAUGGAGUGUGUACAGGGACAGAUCAUGUUUGGAACAAUGGAUGCAAGCCUUAUCCUUACGAACCAAAAGGAAAAGCUGAACAAGUAAAGUGCGAAGCAGAAUGUAAAAACACAGAUUGGACUACCGAAUAUUCGGAUGACAAGCAUUUUGUUAACUCCGUUGCUUUUCUAAACGAAAAUAACUCUACAGAACAAGCUAUAAUAGAGGAACUUCAAACCAAUGGUCCUCUAGUAGCUGCAUUUAUGGUCUACAAAGACUUUUUCUCAUACAAAACAGGAGUCUAUUUUAAAACACCAAACGCUACAGAAGUAGGAGGGCAUGCAGUUGUUGUUAUUGGACAUGGAAAACAAACCUGCAAUGGAAAGGAAAUGCCUUUUUGGCUUGUAAAAAAUUCUUGGGGAACCGAUUGGGGCGAUGAAGGCCUUUUCAAAAUUCGUCGUGGGGUGAAUGAAUGUGGAUUUGAAAAAGAUGAAAUUUCUUAUGGAAUUCCAACUGUAUAAUUGUGUGAUUUAAUUUUGGUGUUGUUUUAUUUAUAAAAAUGGCUUUGAAAUUUGAAUAAAUCAGUUGUAGUUGAUCUCUGAUUUUGGAAAUUUUAUUUUAAAUUUUUGCAGUAUUCAAUCAGCUAAGAAGAGUAAGAAUGUAGGCAUAUAGGUGGCGAGCAAAGGUAUUCGGUGGAAUUGAUUGAAUCGCUGCCGAGUAGUAGGGGUGAAUGAUUGUUGAGAUAUUUCUUUUCUGCCUGGCAAGCGCAUUGAGUACUUGUGUCAUUCCAUAAUUAAGUGUUGCCGUAGGAAACAUGAAUGUCGGUAUAAG